AUACUAGUCAGACAUCCCUCGUUAACUAAACUAGGCUAAUGAGCCGCACGUGUUCGUAUCGGGCGUAAUCAAGAACGCUGCGAGAAAUUCGACCACUGUUCGGCAAAAUGAGCUUCGAGAGCAAUCUCCUACAGGCUUUCGCCAAAAAUCAUGUUCAAACAAUCGUUGAUAUAUUUGCCACGGAAAAAAAAUUCAAAUCAUUUGCAGAUCGACUGGACAAAGUUGUCGAUAAGGAACUGGAUACAAAUCAUUUUAAAAAUGUCAUCCUGAUUCUCAAAGCCAUUGAAAAAGUAAUAGAGCAAGACGAGGACUGCUUCCACACACUUGUUCAACAGGGCGUUGUUGUAAUGAUGCUCACUUGGUAUGAGAGGACAGUGGAACAAAUCACUCCGCAAUCGACCCCGGAGCAGAUGAUUUUCCUUGAGACUUUCUAUGAUAUUGCUGUGAAACUUUCUCAUAGCAUAAUUGAAGGCAAAGCCACAAUCAGGACUCUUCUUAUCCUGCGCUUUGGGGCUCUUGUGACAGAUGAGCGGGUGUGCUACAAGCUUCGCCUGGAUGCCAUUCAGACAAUCAACUCGAUGGUGGAUGGGAUUUCGAAGGAUGACAGGCGAGAUAUGUGCCACGCCAAUUCUCUUUCCCAACUCUUGGAAUACUUUGCUGAGGUUCUGUUGAAGGGUGGAGAUUAUGAGUUUCAGGUAGCCGUAACUGAGGCACUCUCGCGCAUGACUAUAAAGAAGACCAGGGAGGACAUUGCCAAUAAGUGGUUUGGUGACAAAAAACUGUCUUCAUCCUUCAUGGCCAUAAAAUACGGAGAGUUUGAAACAGAUUGCCGGAUAUUUCUAAAUGAAGUAAACGGCUCAUUUGGAAACGACCGAAGAGUUUUCACAUUUCCCUGCAUAAGAGCAUUUCUUGAAGGCACUGAGCUUUUCAAGCCUGAGGACGCAAACCUCAAGGAGUUCUGGAUCGACUUCAACAUCGGCUCAUCCUGCAUUACCUUCUCAGUACAUGAUCCAGAGAAUUCUCUCUGGGGUUCCAUCUGCCUGAUGAAGACCUCUGUUGAUUUCUAUGAACUGUCAAUGGUGAAUGAUAAGAAAGUCCUGACUGUCCACACAAUCAGCCCUGUUGUCCCCCAUGGAAAGCUUGCAGGCCAGACAGUCCAAAUGUUCUUUUCAGCCUGCCAUGAGAUUGCAGCUCCCUUACAGAAGGUCUUUGGAGGUGCACCACAGCCUAAGGGCUCUCCACCAGAAAGGCGAACACCCCCUCUGGACAUGUCUCCUGGUCAAGACUCCUCCUCAGACCCCCCUGUUGCAUUAGCAGAGAAGUCUCCAAGUCCACAGAUGACCAAUGAAGACACUGAGAUGAGUCAGACGGAGACGUCCCCACAACAAGAGGACGAGAGCACUCCCCCACAGGAUGUCUUCAUUAUGCGGGAUGACCCGGACACGGAGGUUUAUCUUGAAGUAAAACACAAUCUUGAAACCACAAGACGCUUAUCAAAGCGCUCACAGGUCAGAAAGCCAGGCAAUGUGUCAUUCAGGACUGCUUUGAAGAUUUAUAAGAUGAUGAGGGCAAGAGCAAGAUCCUCAAAUGAGGCCGGUACAACUGUCUCGGCUACGGCGGCUGUACAGAAAGCUCCCCAGAAGGCCAGAGGUGAAAGGUUAAACUGGGAUGACCUUGAGGGUAACAGCAUUGCCAGUGACAAAGUAACCCCCUGCCACACUAGCACACCUACUCACAACUACACUAGGAAGAAACCAAAGGUCAAAGGUAGACUGAAGGUCCUGCCUAUGUCAUCCCCCAGCAGUGGAGAGGAGAGACAUGCUAAGCCUUCAUCAGCAACCCCCAAAGCAUCACCGGCCAGUCAACCAGUGACUCGUGAAAUCUCUGAAUGUGGGACAGACCAUAGAGACACGAUGGCAGACUCUGGUUUCCUGGACCCGUCUGUCUUUGAAAGCACCAUACCUGAAACUCCACCCUGUGACCCGACCAAUAAGGAGAGUAACAUUGUUCAGGAAUCAUCCUUCCAAUCAAGAAAAAGGCCCCUCAAGAGUCCAGAACCCUCAGUGACACAGAGAGAGCAGGCAGGAGUAGGCCUGCAGGCGAGAGGCCUAUUCCAUUCCAAACCACAAGAGGGAGCUGCAGCAGACACUGUACUAGCAGAUGAAGAGGACUCUGAGGCAGAUAUCAUGGGUCCUGAUGUGAUCUCUGCUUUCCGAAGCUUCAAGUCUCAGCUGCUGGAUCACGUCUUUGCGAAGCAUCAGAGGAUAGAGACAAGAUCUCUGCAGUCGCUGUCUGACUGCCAGAACCAGGUGGUGACGCUCCUGAAGACCGUACAAACUCAGCGGCUGCAGCUGCUGGAGAGGUUUGAGGAGGUGGUGGUGGAGCAGCUCGGGCGUCUGGAGCAGGACUGCCGCUCCCUCAGGAACAUCGAGAGGGAGACCAUGACCUUCUGGAAGACGGAAUACCAGGCCGUGAGAUCCUUCUGUGAACGUCAACAGAGCAGACUGGACUCCUUAGAGAUAUGCAGAGGCAACGCUACACAACACUCCCCACAAGACGAAGAGGAAGGCGAAAAUAUGGAGUACAGUGGCUAAUCUGCUACAAUAGCCCAUAACAUGUUUACAUUAUAACAUAAACUAUUUAAAAUAACCUUGGUCAGCUUAAUUUUUGCACAUUUAACUUACUUUAUUGGCUGUGUGCUUAUGUUGGGAUUAAUCACCACUUUAAGAGUUAAUGUGGUAAAACAUUUAGUUUGUAACAAUCCAAGAGGUGUAUAAUCUUGCACCAAAUUAAUGACUGAAGUGCAAUCGGUACAUUUCACAACCAUUUUUUUGACCAUGCACUGUAUCACAAGUAAGUACAGUGUGGAAAACUAUCAGUGUUGUUUGUUUAAAUAAAUAUGAAAUGUCAAGAGUAACACUGCACACUGUAAAACAUUUGGAAAGAACCAAAAGUCCAUCUUAAUGUUUUUGCUCAACGUACUGUAUUUUUCUGUGUCUUAGUGAGAACAUUUGUUGAUUUGACUUUACAUUCAAUUUAUUGACCAAUAAUAAAAAUCUACAAAACACAGUGAAGAAA
Messenger RNA from Clupea harengus (Atlantic herring), 3078 nucleotides. The record is from RefSeq and is a predicted model, not a curated record. Lineage: Eukaryota; Metazoa; Chordata; Actinopteri; Clupeiformes; Clupeidae.